ACCGGCAACACGAACACGAUCAUUUUAGCCAACCGCCAGAGCUCAGCGCCAGCGCGGGCACGGCUGAGUGAGGCAGCGGAGCGGCGUGGCUGCGAUGGCGAAUCCGCCGAUAACUCGGAAGAGGGUCCACGCCAUUGCCAGUGGCAUUCGUCGUGGGCCUAAUGGAAGCGCCUUUGAGAAAUGCCAUGGUUGUGGCGUUUCGGUGGCGAUAGCUCUGGCCGAUAUGCAUGACUGUGGAUUGAAGAGGGAUGUGAAGAGAUUCAAAGGACAGCGUGAGGUUCAAAUUCUGAGGAAACAAACGUGUUUGGGCGAACCCAGAUCGCCUUUUAGGCUUUUCAUGGAAAACUUUAGGAAGGCCAGCAAGACUGGAAAUCCGAUUGAUGUUGAUCGAAUAGGAUUUGAAGCAUGGAAGAAAAUGUCAAUGGAGGAGAGGAAACCAUAUAUCAUUCAAGCUGAAAAAGUGAAUUCAGAACACCUGAAAAUCUUGCUCAAAGAAGAACAUGAUAGGGUAGAGGUAGACGACGAGGCGGAUUCAGCAAUGGUUGGGAAGUUUGAUAAGUUCUAUGGCUUCUAUGAAGACUCUGAAGAUUCAGAUAGCUUCCAAAGUUUUCGGUCUAAAACAAUCGAGAGCUUUAACACGUUCACUUGGGGCCCUUAUUAAAGAUCAAAAUCAUGGAUAUUUGAAGCCUUUGGUUUUUGUCAACAGUUCAAAUCCAGAGCUCUGGAAGAGCUUUCCCCACCACCUCUCCUCAAAAGCAAGUCAUUUGGCUGUUGUUCAUUUAUAGAGUACAGAAAGGUCUCAUAUUUUGUUUCUGAUGCUGUUAAUAUAUUUUCUGGGGACACUGCUGAUGAAGCAUUGCUCAUAUUCUCAUCAGAGUAAUCGAAAUCUUUUCUUGUGAAUUCAUCGGCAUGGAUUACUAGUUCCUGCUGGUUUUGAUGUAUGGGCUCAUUGAUUUAAUCAAAAUGCUCGGUUUGAACA
Messenger RNA from Vitis riparia (riverbank grape), 979 nucleotides. RefSeq names its product high mobility group B protein 7. Lineage: Eukaryota; Viridiplantae; Streptophyta; Magnoliopsida; Vitales; Vitaceae. The coding region runs from base 95 to 661 and encodes 188 amino acids. The transcript is spliced from 7 exons. The record is from RefSeq and is a predicted model, not a curated record.